Molecule: messenger RNA, 4409 nt
Organism: Hermetia illucens (black soldier fly)
Lineage: Eukaryota; Metazoa; Arthropoda; Insecta; Diptera; Stratiomyidae
Gene: Cul3
Product: cullin-3
Exons: 12
Coding region: 1104-3416 (770 amino acids)
Biological process (GO): ubiquitin-dependent protein catabolic process; protein ubiquitination
Cellular component (GO): Cul3-RING ubiquitin ligase complex
Molecular function (GO): ubiquitin protein ligase binding
Source: RefSeq, a predicted model, not a curated record
UUUAAUAAUUCCGCACAACGAUUUCUAUACGCCAAAUCAAAGCAUUGCGAACUAAAUUCAUUCAUUGAUUCAAUUAUAAAAUUUCAUCUUACAUCCCACAUUUUGUGGUACGUAAUUAUCCACAAAAUUUCACCUUUCACCAGACACAAAACGCGACAAACUUCACACUGGGAAAUUUUGCAACAUGUAUGGGUUAAUAUUUCCUACCGUCAUUCUAUCGUUACGUAGUGCGUGCACCCAUUCAUUCGAUUGUGUUAGUUCUUAUUCUGGCAACUGUGGGGCACACACUUCCUCCCUUGAUUUUUUUGUUAUUUAUGUCGGAUAUUGUGAAAAAUUCGGCUAGUUUGUCCCCGGUGGGUGUAAAAUGUCGCUGGGUUUCGCAUAAGUUCCUGUCGCUAGUGGAAAACUCCUGAAGUUUCGCUCAAGGUUUGUGUGCCGUUUCCAAAUUUCGUGCGUGAGUACGUUGCAUAUUCGUGCAAAUAAAGGUUGGUGUGUGCGCGCGGGGGACACGGGAGUGGACGUUUCGAUCGGUGAGAGUGGAGCCUCCGUGCAGCCGCGGAUUGUUUUUUUGUCGUGCAAAAUAUCGCGUGUGGAGUCCAGACGGCCGGCCGACAGCUGGGGUACUCACGGGGUGCAGUGAAAUCGCAUUUGCCGGACCAGACGCGAGCGGAGCUCGUCCGUGACUUUUCAGUUUCCCGUGGAGCGGGACACCCGUCGCCGUGCGAAUCCGAGUCCAAACCAGCUCUUGGGGUCCCGGGCGGCAGCACUCCAGAAGCCGUGCCGUGUCGGAGCAUCCGCGGUGAAAGUGCAUCGUUCGCGUUUUCACCCACGGCCCGUGGUGAGCGGCCGCGCAGCAAAUCCGUGAGAAUCGACGACAAAUUAUGCGACCAUUUAGAUACCAACUGGAUUCAUGGCACAUUUUUUGGUCUGCGUCAUAAAUCGAACGUGUUGAGUAAUUUUGAGAAAUCUGGUGAGGAACGCGAGCUAAUUUGAGGUGCGCAUACCGGCAUACCCGUCAACUGAAGGAAAGGAACGUUUCCUUGACGAGAGUGGGAGGCGCAUUCGUGCAAAAGUAUUUUGAUAGAGUCGAAAUCAGGAGAUAAAUGAUGAACUUACGCUGCCCGGCACCCAAAAAGGAAGGAAAGAUGCGUAUCCGCGCAUUUCCGACCUCUAUGGAUGAGAAGUAUGUGGAAACAAUAUGGGCAAGCUUGAAAAAUGCCAUCCAGGAGAUUCAGAAGAAGAAUAAUUCAGGACUGUCAUUUGAAGAACUAUAUCGGAAUGCAUACACAAUGGUUUUGCAUAAGCACGGCAACCGAUUGUACACUGGAUUGCGUGAGGUGGUGACCAAUCAUCUGGUGAACACAGUUUGCCCUGAUGUGUUGGACAGUCUGCAUAAUAACUUCCUGCCGAAACUUAACCAAGUCUGGAGCGAUCAUCAGACAUCGAUGGUUAUGAUUCGAGAUAUUUUGAUGUACAUGGAUAGAGUAUAUGUGCAACAGCACGAUGUACAAAACGUCUACGAUCUUGGCUUAAUACUUUUUAGAGAUCAUAUUGUAAGGCAUCGUCAAAUCCAAGAACAUUUACGCGAAACUUUACUGAGUAUGGUUAUGGCUGAACGCAAUGGAGAAGUCAUAAACCACUUAGCAAUUAAAAAUGCGUGUCAAAUGCUUAUGAGCCUUGGUAUUAACACACGAACUGUCUAUGAAGAAGAUUUUGAAAGGCCGUUCCUAGCGCAAUCGGCAUCAUUUUAUAUAAUAGAAUCGCAAAAGUUUUUAGCUGAAAAUAAUGCAAGUGUUUAUAUUAAGAAAGUUGAAGCACGCAUUAACGAAGAAUCCGCACGUGCCGCUCUCUAUUUAGAUAAAGACACCGAACCGCGUAUUGUAAAAGUUGUAGAAGAUGAACUAAUUAAAAAACACAUGCGAACUGUUGUAGAAAUGGAAAAUUCCGGUGUAGUGUACAUGAUAAAGAAUUCAAAAACAGAAGAUUUGGCAUGUAUGUAUAAAUUGUUCUCGCGACUAAAAGAGGAAGGUUUAAGGACAAUUGCGGAAGCUGUCUCGGCGUAUUUACGUGAACAGGGCAAACUGCUUGUAAAGGAGGAAGAGAAUGGAACUAAUCCAAUUACCUUCGUACAGAAUUUAUUAGAUCUGAAAGAUCGUUUCGAUCAUUUCCUACAUCAUUCAUUCAAUAAUGAUAAAAUAUUCAAGAAUAUGAUAUCAUCAGAUUUUGAAUAUUUCUUGAAUUUGAACAGCAAAUCGCCGGAAUACUUGUCGCUGUUUAUUGAUGAUAAACUUAAGAAAGGUGGAAAGGGGAUGACGGAGCAAGAAAUCGAAACAGUUCUAGAUAAAACAAUGGUUCUGUUCCGUUACUUGCUAGAGAAGGACGUUUUUGAGCGUUACUAUAAGACACACUUAGCAAAACGUUUGUUGCUCAACAAAUCAGUCUCAGAUGAUUUUGAAAAGAACAUGAUUUCGAAACUGAAGACUGAGUGUGGAAGUCAAUUUACCUCAAAACUAGAAGGAAUGUUCAAGGAUAUGUCAGUAUCAAACACGAUAAUGGAGGAAUUUAAGAAUUAUGUAAAUAAUCAAAAAAUCUCGUUAUAUGGCGUAGAAUUAACGGUUAGAAUAUUAACAACUGGUUUUUGGCCGACACAAUCGGCCACGCCAAACUGUAAUAUACCAAUGGCACCUAGGGCUGCAUUUGAAACAUUUAAGAAGUUCUACCUAGAUAAACAUUCAGGAAGACAGCUGACACUACAGCCUCAAAUGGGAACUGUAUAUAUCAACGCUGUGUUCUUCGGAACAAAGGGCGAAACAGAGAAGGAUAAAGAUGGUCCCAGUUCGAGUUCACCCGGUAUCGUUUCUCCCACAACCACUCGAAAGCACAUCCUUCAAGUGUCGACGUAUCAGAUGUGUAUCCUAAUGCUAUUCAAUAAUCGUGAUCGAUUAACAUAUGAGGAGAUUCAACAAGAAACUGAUAUUCCCGAAAAAGAGUUAAUUCGAGCCUUACAGUCGUUAUCGAUGGGCAAGCCAGCACAGAGGCUUCUGGUGCGCAAUCCAAAAACAAAAGACAUUGAACCUACGAACGAGUUUCACGUGAACGAUGCAUUUGUAUCUAAGUUUCAUAGAGUUAAAAUUCAAACAGUGGCAGCCAAAGGUGAGUCAGAGCCUGAACGAAGAGAAACUCGAGGCAAAGUUGACGAAGAUCGUAAGCAUGAAAUUGAAGCUGCUAUUGUUAGGAUAAUGAAGUCCCGCAAACGAAUGACGCAUAAUCUGCUUGUAUCGGACGUAACGUCACAAUUGAAAUCACGAUUCUUACCAUCACCCGUUUUCAUUAAGAAACGAAUAGAAGGCCUUAUUGAAAGGGAAUAUCUGGCGAGAACACCCGAAGAUCGAAAAGUUUAUGUAUAUUUGGCUUAAUAAAUUUCAUCCAAGCAAAGACUCAGAGAGCGAGAGAGAACAUAGACACAAGAACGAAAAAGGGAAGAUAAAAAUCUGUUUAAUUCAACCAUGCAAGACGUCGAUGCCGCCUCUUCUCGUCGCAUCAUUCGCUAAUCACCACCACUACCGCAACCAUCAAACUGUAUUCUAACAAUCGGAAUACUGUCGCCUCCAUUAGACGAAGAUUGGUCGAAUCUCACUAGCUAAUAAUCGAGUUGCAAUCGGAAAUGGGAACAACUCAAUAGAAGUAGUGGAACUAGCAAGGAAUGGGAACGGAUCGUACCCCACUUACUUACAAGAACGGAUAAUCAGAUAGAAAUUAUAAAAAAAAACUUUUUUUCCAUCAGAUAAAACACCAAUCAACUAGCAACCACUACAAUAAAAAAAAACAAAAAAGGGAAAGAGAACAAUGUCAUAAAGACGACACUACAGAAAACGGAUCAACAGAUAAAUUGCAAAUAAAGCGAAAAUUUAGUUGAAAGAAGACAAUUUUACUCUACUUUUUAAGGCAACUGCGGUUCAAAAUACUCUUUACACUCAUUUCCUAUUUGUCAACCCUCCCCGAGGUUUUUCCUUUUCUUCUUUUCUUUGUAUUUUUUUCCUCUCUGUUUCAUAGUCGAUUUCAAUAUUUUUUUCACUUUCUUUUUCUAUUCGUUUUUAAUUAUUUGCGAAUGUCAAUGAGUACUAAGCGUAGGACGAAACACGGAAAAGAAUAUGAGAUAUGCAUACAUGUAUGAUAAUUGAAAAACAAUAAAAAAUCUGAAAUAUUUAACGAUAAAUCUUGAUGAAAUAGUGACACAAAGAAACAACGGUAAAAUGGUGAUUUGAUGGAAUAUUAACAACAUUUCGAGAAUGAGAAAUUUAUAAAUAAAUGGAGAGAAAUAAGAAAAUGUUUUAGUGUAUUAAAGGAAUAAGAAUGAUGAUGAUUAUUAUAAUUAAACAUAAAAUAUAUAUUUUAAAAAAUUAACAUUA